This is a messenger RNA of Chenopodium quinoa (quinoa), 603 nucleotides long. RefSeq lists its product as uncharacterized. NCBI's taxonomy places the organism in Eukaryota, Viridiplantae, Streptophyta, Magnoliopsida, Caryophyllales, Amaranthaceae. The record is from RefSeq and is a predicted model, not a curated record. Bases 1 to 522 code for a protein of 173 amino acids. The transcript has a single exon.
AUGGAUAGGAAAGUUUUAGUAGAGGAAAAACAUCUACACACUGCCAUAUUCACAAUGGUAAUUGCCUUGUUAAUGCUUUGUUUUCGACGCGCUGUGGUGGUGUCCUUGGUAGAGCAAUGGCGUGCUCGUAUAUUUCUUCUCUUGAACCUAGUGUUGCUAGCCGUCUUAUUCACAUCUCUUCACUUCUGCACCGGGUCAAGCGCUAAGGAUCACCACGGCAACAGCAAUGUAGAUGAGAAAAUUGUGGCUAAUAAACAUAAAUCCGAUGUAGUAGUAACUAAAAGUAGUGUUAGUACUACUUGUAAUGGUCAAAGUUAUGAAUUGACAGGUAAGAAGACAACAAGCAAUGUUGUUAAUAGUAAGGUGGAAAAAGAUAUGGAGUUGUCAGAAGAAGAGCUUAAUAGAAGAGUUGAAGCAUUUAUUGCUACGUUUAAACAGCAGUUGAUCUCUGAUUCUAAGAGAAGAACAAGAGAUGUUUCUGCUAGUAAAUCUCGAGGAUAUACGAAGCAACUUUUUCAUUAGCGGAUACAAAUUUCAUCAUACACCUGAGUGUAGUUUUUGGCCUUUUCACAUCUCCUGGACUUGAUGAGCAAACAAUUUUAU